Messenger RNA from Urocitellus parryii (Arctic ground squirrel), 1896 nucleotides. It is a transcript of the gene Hsdl2, whose product is annotated as hydroxysteroid dehydrogenase like 2. The record is from RefSeq and is a predicted model, not a curated record. NCBI's taxonomy places the organism in Eukaryota, Metazoa, Chordata, Mammalia, Rodentia, Sciuridae. Gene Ontology annotation, cellular component: mitochondrion.
UCGGGGGCGGGGCCGUUGAGGAGCUCAAUGCGCAUUGAAGUUGCUCCUAGUGCUCCCGGCUAGCAGCUGCCGCCACCUCCUCAGGUCUGCGGAAGUCAUGUUACCCAACACCGGGAAGCUAGCAGGAUGUACAGUUUUUAUCACAGGUGCAAGCCGUGGCAUCGGCAAAGCUAUUGCAUUGAAAGCAGCAAAGGAUGGAGCRAAUAUUGUCAUUGCUGCAAAGACUACCCAGUCACACCCCAAACUUUCAGGCACAAUCUAUACUGCUGCUGAAGAAAUUGAAGCAGCUGGAGGGAGAGCCUUGCCAUGUGUCGUUGACGUGAGAGAUGAACAGCAAAUCAACGACGCAGUGGAGAAAGCCGUUGAGAAAUUUGGAGGAAUUGACAUUUUGGUGAAUAAUGCCAGUGCUAUUAGCUUGACCAACACAUUGGAAACACCUACAAAGAGAGUGGACUUGAUGAUGAGCGUGAACACCAGAGGCACCUACCUCACAUCUAAAGCAUGUAUUCCCUUUUUGAAAAAGAGUAAAAUUGCUCAUAUCCUCAAUCUCAGUCCACCACUGAACCUAAAUCCAAUGUGGUUCAAACAGCACUGUGCUUAUACCAUUGCUAAAUAUGGUAUGUCUAUGUGUGUACUUGGAAUGGCAGAAGAAUUUAGAGGUGAAAUUGCAGUCAAUGCCUUAUGGCCUAGAACAGCCAUACACACAGCUGCCAUGGAUAUGCUGGGAGGAUCUGGUGUUGAAAGCCAAUGUAGAAAAGUUGAUAUCAUCGCAGAUGCUGCAUAUUCCAUUUUCAAAAAGCCAAAAAGUUUUACUGGAAAUUUUGUUAUUGAUGAAAAUAUCUUAAAAGAGGAAGGAAUAAAAAAUUUUGACAUCUAUGCAGUUAAACCAGGCCAGCCUUUAUUACCAGAUUUCUUCUUAGAUGAACACCCAGAGGUUGCAGUUAUCAAGCAGAUGGAAUCACCUGGUGCUGUUCCUGAAGUCAAAGAAGAGAAGCCACAGCCACAGUCAAAAGCACAUUUUGGAGCUGUGGAAGAAACAUUUAGAAUUGUUAAGGACUCUCUCAGUGAUGAUGUGGUUAAAGCCACACAAGCAAUCUAUCAGUUUGAACUCUCAGGUGAAGAUGGUGGCACAUGGUUUCUGGAUUUGAAAAACAGGGGUGGGAAUGUUGGACACGGAGAGCCCUCUGAUAAGGCGGAUGUGGUGAUGAGUAUGUCCACUGAUGAUUUUGUCAAAAUGUUUUCAGGAAAACUAAAACCAACAGUGGCAUUCAUGUCAGGAAAAUUGAAGAUUAAAGGAAACAUGGCCCUAGCAAUCAAAUUGGAGAAACUAAUGAAUCAGAUGAAUUCCAGACUGUGAUGGCAAAGAACAAAAAUGUUGACUGCUACGCAUAAAAAGUAAAAAAAAAAAAAAAAAAAAAAAGAAAAAAACCAAAAAAAAAAAAAAACCUCAACAAUUAAAAAUCUAAUGUUGUUGUCUUCCCUAUUGUAUGUUAAAAAUGUGCAUGUCUAUUCUGGAAAAAAAUAGAUUAAAUAAGACUCAAAAUCGAAUUGAAAGCGCCAGCCUAAUGGGUGCAAUGGCUCAUGCCUAUAAUCCCAGUGACUUGGGAGGCUGAAGCAGGAGGACCAUAAGUUUGAGGCUAGCCUGGGCAAUUUAGCAAGAGGCUAUCCCAAAAUAAAAAAGGGUUGCAGAUAUAGCUCAGUGGUAGAACAUUACCUGGGUGCAAUUGCCAGUGCUGAAAAAAACAAAAGUACGAAAAUGGUAUAGCUACUUAAAAAUCAAAACAAAACAAAACCAGGUAGCCAAUCAAAUAUAGACUUCACUAAGUAGAUUUCCAAGACAUUCUGUUUUCUAUAUUUUGAGGGGUUUUCCUCUGAGCCUUAUGUCUCUUUCAUUGU